This is a messenger RNA of Pyrenophora tritici-repentis Pt-1C-BFP, 3870 nucleotides long. NCBI's taxonomy places the organism in Eukaryota, Fungi, Ascomycota, Dothideomycetes, Pleosporales, Pleosporaceae. The record is from RefSeq and is a predicted model, not a curated record.
AUGGCCGCCGUGGCAUCGCAGCCACCCCAUGGUCAGCAGUACUAUCAACAACAGCCGCCCCAAGCACAACCCUCCGCAAACGCCCGCCGUCAUUCGCGUCGCCCCAGUAAUGGCGCGUCGGCCAGCACGCCAACCACGCCGCAGAAUCACAACUCGCCCGCUGUCUCCAACACGUCGAACAUGACGACGCCGAACAACACUGCGACUGCCUCGGCCGCCAGCGGCCCCAUGCCGCCGCCCAGGACGUCGUCACACGGCACCCCAUCGUCUGGCGCCCCUACAGGAAGCUCUGUACCGGCCGACCGCAUACGCGACGAGUCAUCACAGUCACGCCGACGAACCAAGGAGGGCAGCCCCCGCCAGCAGGGCGCCUCCAGCAGGUCGCAGCCAUCCCACAGUCGUUCCGCCUCGGCAAUUGGCCAGACGCCCGUUGGAACAAACCUUCCCCGCGAGGAAAGCGCCGUCAUUAACCGCAUAGUUGUUUCAGACACACAGGAAGACAUUGCCCGCGCACAAGCACGCCAAGGAGACGGCGUCCAUGUCACGUCUGGCGCCGACCUCACUCCCAUCACCGGCCUCAGCCUGGUUGGCAGCGAGGGCGUCGACGACGGCGGUCGCGGCGCUGGAGGAAAGAGCAGACAGGACCACUCCAAGUCGGAAAAUGCGAAGCGAUCCAAGUUUGGCAACUACAUUCUCGGCCAGACGCUCGGUGAGGGCGAGUUUGGCAAGGUCAAGAUGGGCUGGAAGCGAGACAGCCCCAUCGAGGUUGCUAUCAAGCUGAUACGACGGGAAACACUCGGAAGCAACUCAAACCGGUUGCAGAAGAUUUACCGCGAGAUUCACAUCCUACGAGGCUUGGACCACCCCAACAUUGUGCGUCUGCACGAGAUGGUGGAGACGGAGCGCCACAUUGGCAUUAUUCUAGAGUAUGCUUCAGGUGGAGAAUUGUUCGACUACAUCCUCAACCAUCGUUAUCUCAAGGACGGCCCCGCGCGCAAGCUAUUUUCUCAGCUCAUCUCAGGUGUUGGAUACCUCCACCGCAAAGGCAUUGUGCACAGAGAUCUCAAGCUUGAGAAUCUGUUGCUCGACCGCAACAAGAACAUUAUCAUCACCGAUUUUGGUUUCGCCAACACCUUCGAUCCCAACGACGAGCUCAGCGAAGAGAUCGAGUACAGGCUAGGUGACAAGGACUACAUCAGGUCACUAGGAUUGGAAGGAACCGACGCCGCACGACGGGGCGACCUCAUGCAGACAAGCUGCGGAAGUCCAUGUUAUGCCGCACCCGAGUUGGUUGUCAGUGAUUCACUCUACACCGGCCGAAAGGUCGAUGUCUGGAGUUGUGGUGUCAUUCUGUACGCCAUGUUGGCUGGCUAUCUUCCCUUCGAUGACGACCCAGCGAACCCGGAGGGCGACAAUAUCAAUCUGCUUUACAAGUACAUUGUUUCCACGCCUUUGACGUUUCCCGAAUACGUUACACCACACGCUCGGGAUCUUCUCAAACGCAUCCUUGUACCCGACCCACGCAAACGAGCGGAUCUGUUCGAGGUAGCGCGUCAUAGCUGGCUUGCGGACUACUCGCAUGUUGUUGGAUUCAUUACCUCGAGCAACACCAAUGUGGCAGAAGCCCAGCAAGCUUCUGUGUACUCGAAAGACACAUUCGAGCCACAGCCCGCACUCGCAAGGAGUGCUUCGGUUCGCGAACCCGCAAAGCCACACACAUCUGCCUCUCCUGCUCACGGCGGGCUGCAGACGAAGCGCGAGGCUAUCAACCAGGCCCCUUCAGAAAAGCCAAAGACUACUCGCGACACGAAGCGCCGGACGGUCCAAGUCGAAUAUGUUGCACCGUCGUCCCAAACCACACGUGGCGAGACAUUACCCCCCGCCGAACCGACGUCGAAAGCACGCGGCAAAGAACCAGAAGUGCCACACACCGAUGGCUAUCAAUCCGCUUCAAGCGCCAGACCUCCCCGAUCUUCAGGCGCGACUUACACGUCAACCAGGAGACAGGAGCCUCAACGGUCUGUUUCCGACUACACGGCAUUUGGUAGUGCGCCCCCAUCUGCUACUCGCCCCUCGACGAGUGGCGCUCUGGGUCCCUCAAGAUUACCAUCCCGAGGAAACUCGUACGGACAGCCGUCUGUGGCCACCGUGGCUCAGACGAACGCUGAAGGACGCUUCUCGCAGCCCAAGGGCAAGCAAUACUCCAUCUCGGCACCGUACGCACAACAAGAGCCUUCCGAGGCUGCAGAGCCACCUACUAUUGGCCCGUCCAACUCUCAACGAGUGCAGUCCAUGCAACUUGGGCCACAGGGCGCAAAGAUUUCUCACAGACGGUCCAACACUAUCAACGAGACCCUUGGUCGUAUGACGUCCAUGUUCUCGGGUCGUCAGCCUUCCUACACUCAGGAUCCCAAGGAAUCCUUUACAUCGCAGGGCUCAUACGGUUACCCUGAGGAGAAGAAGCAAAAAAGCUACCCUCCUACUUCCAUGGCAGGGCCCAUGUCCAACGACAAUGUCGCAAUGGCGGCCCCCAGGCAGAGCACCGAAUCAAGCCGCCGAACUUCGUUUGGAUUCUCUCGGAAGAACACGAACGCUGGUGACAACCCCAAGUCUUCUCGUCGUUUCUCACUUCUUCCGUCUUCGCUUUCCAGGACAUUCUCGUCUCAAAGAGAAAGCUUGCCAGCGCAGCCUUCUCAUGAGCGCCGCGGUUCCAGCACUCAUCCUCGCGCUAGUUCGCGUCCUGGCGGUAUGCCUUUUGGCCGCAGUGCGGAAUCCAGGUCUCCUAGUCAGAGCACCCAAGGAAGCAACAUGCCCGGCUUCUACGAUGGCCAGCACGACAGCAACUCGAGGAUCAGGAACCAACAUGUCAAUGCUGCCGGGCCAUCUUCCGCGCCUCCAAACCAGACCCAAUUCAAGGGCUACAACACUUCAGCGCCCGAAUUCGAUGAAAAGUUUCCCAACCCCCGAGAAGCGCAUCCAUCUGCGCAAGGAAACCGACCAUACCGCCACCCCACCGACGACUCGGAGAUGGGUGAAAAUGCCACAGCUGGACAAAUGUCACAAUCUCAGCAGUCCAGCCAAAGGACACCCUCGAACCCCUACCCUCAUGGUAUGGGAGGCGAGGAGCUCAGCCAGCAACAACAGAGAAAGGGCGUUCUCCAGAAGAGCAGACGCUUUGCUGAUGCAUAUGAUGAUCAAGGCAGCAGUAACAAGGGAAGCUCUGGUAGCUCUAAGAAGGUUAUGGAUUUCUUUAGGCGCAUGGGCAAGCAAAGGACAAGCAGCCGAUAACGCAUCCGGCGUUUUGGAGAAGAAUAGUUUUGGCAAUUGCAGCGCAAAGGGCGAGGUUGCUGAUGUGUUGGAUCAUCGUUUGCGAUACAGGUCGCGAACGAGAUAAACGUGUGCAUGGUGUUUUAGAGCGUUCAAGGCGCAUGGAGGGGGCUGUUUUUUCUUCUUCUUUUCUUCUUCGACCUUUUUCUUCAUCUCUCUCUCGUCUCGUGUUCGCUGGAUACCAUAUAUUCAAGCACAUGCAUGCGGCCCUUGUCUCGUAACUCUUUUCUUUUCACACAAACUCUUUCUUUAUUCUGCUCCGCUUCUCUCUCUCUCUCCCAUGACCAGCAGCAGCAGCGUGGCGAUGCUGAGGUAAUAUUGCAUUAGCAGGCGUUGUCUAUUUUGAACAAGGGCACAAGCUUGAGUGUGGGUUUCUUGUGCCUUGUAAUCUUUUACCUCCCUCCCUCUCUCCUCCUCUCUCCUCUUGUUUCCGGGGAGAUUUAACUGGGGAACCUUAGCUCCUCUUUAGUCUAGCUAGUAGUAGUGUAGUGUAGUGUAUACAAGGAUGAGUGGUCGGUGAAUGGACAUGUUUUGGUCGAGGGA